UUUAGGUCAGAUGUGUGUGGUGAGUGAUCAGUAUUAUUGCAAACAUUGUGAUCUUAAGUUUGACACACUGCUGCUGUGAGAUCUGUGACAAACACACACACGCCCUGAGAGUGAGAAAUACUGUGUUAAGGAGGAAAUGAAUUUGUCAAGAAAUGAACAGGAAGAUGUUUGUCACACAGACGAGCAGCAGCAGGAUGGAGACGCUCGGCUUGAUUCUCUUCAUGUGGGUGUCUCUUUCAGGGGCCUUCAACGUCGACACUGAACAUCCACUGAGAUUUAACAGCACACCAGACGAUUUCUUUGGUUACAGCGUUUAUCAGACUGAGUUUGGAAACAGGAAACAGAUCAUUGUUGGAGCUCCAUUACAAGGAAAUUCAACAGGACAAAUUUACAGCUGCACCGCAGAUCUGCAGUCCUGCGAACAGCUGCAGUCGCCAGGUUCAGAGAGCGCCCGUUUCUUCGGCAUGUCUGCUGCUGUGUCGUCUGCUGCUGUGACUAGCUGCAGUCCGUAUGUUCCUCACGAGUGUGAUGGAAACUCGUAUCUGAACGGCGUUUGCUACCAGUUCAACAGCAGCUCACAGGCCGUCUCAAACUUUACUGCCGCUUACCAAGAAUGCACCAAGAGAGAGGUCAAUCUGGUGUUUCUCUUUGAUGGAUCCAGCAGUAUGAAAGCACAUGAGUUUCAAAUGAACAAAGACUUCAUUAAAAAUAUUAUGAAAACACUUUCAAACUCAUCCAUAAAGUUUGCUGCUGUCCAGUUUUCAUCAGACAUACGAACUGUGUUUGAUUUCAACGAUUAUCAGAACGGCUUCGCUGAAGAGAAACUCAAGAACGAGGCGCACAUGAAAUCUCUCACAAACACAUAUCGUGCAAUCAACUACGUUCUAAAUAAUCUGCUGAAUAACGUGUUGUCUGGAGCCAAUCCCAGCGCUGUGAAAGCUCUGGUGAUCAUCACAGAUGGAGAACCCAGUGAUAAUGAUAAUAGAAAUGUCCUCAAAACAUGUGAUGAGCAAAAUAUCCUGCGUUACGUCAUUGGGGUGGGAAAGGUUACGUUAGCCACAGUCACUCAACUGGCAUCAGCACCGAAAGACAACAACACCUUCUACAUUCAACAGUACAGUGGACUCCAGGGACUUCUUGACAACCUGCAAAAAAAGAUCUACAAUAUUGAAGGGUCAAAGGAAGCUCACGGCAGAGACAGACAGAGAGAGUUAUCACAGAGUGGAUUCAGUGUCAUCUCAUCUCAGGAGGACUCUGUGAUCGUGGGUUCGGUUGGAUCUAAUGACUGGCGUGGAGCUCUGUAUGAAGUGACGGGAUCAGGAUCUGAAUUCAGGGAGACAGAGAUCACCGAUCCAGCUGUCAGUAGAGACUCGUACAUGGGUUACUCGACUGUGCUGGGAACGAGAGGCGGCGUCCCUCAUCUGUUCUCUGGGGCGCCGCGGGCCGAGCACACGGGUCUGGUGACCCUCUUCACCAAGAAUAAAAACACAUGGACAGUGACGAGGAACAUCAAAGGAGAACAAAUUGGCUCAUAUUUCGGAGCGUCUCUGAGUCUGUUGGAUGUGGACUCUGAUGGAGACUCAGAUUUCCUUCUGGUCGGAGCUCCAUUAUUUUACCAGUCUCAGCCGAGGACUGAAGGAAGGCUGUACGUCUACGCUUUCUCAGAGCAGAAUUUUCAGAAAAUGCUGAAUGUGAGCGAAUCAACCACCGGCAGAUUUGCUGCAUCUUUGGCUUCACUAAAGGACCUGAAUGGAGACAGUCUGUCAGAUGUGGCGGUUGGGGCGCCGCUGGAGGAUGAAGGAGUCGUCUACAUCUACCUGGGCGACAGGACGCUUGGCAUAAACCCUAAACACGCUCCUCAGCGGAUCCCAGCGCGGUCGGUUCUGUCUGGUCUGCAGCAGUUCGGGGUGUCUCUGUCCGGUCAGAUGGACAUGAACGAUGAUAAUCUGACAGACAUCGUGAUCGGAGCACAAGGAGGGAUUGUCCUGCUCAAGGCUCGGCCUGUGAUGUCUGUGUCUGCACAGCUCAGCUUUAGUCCAAAGGAAAUCAGCUUGAACUACUUUGAAUGUCCGGGUGACAGCGCAUUUAAUGCAUUUAAUCUGUCUUCGUGUUUCACGGUGACCGAGAGGACCGGCAGCACCGGAUCUCUGGAGAAGAAGCUGAAUGUUUCUCUGAACCUGAAUGUGGAUGUGGUGCGAGGAAUGAGUCGAGGAUUCUUUGAUCAGAAGGAUUCGUCGUCCAGGACUCUGCAGCAGUCCGUCCUGCUGGAUCCUGGAUUUUCCUGUUUCCCCUUCUCCAUCUUCAUGCUGCGCUGCGUUGCAGACACAGUGUUGCCUCUGAAGAUACAAAUUAAUUUCUCACAAUCUGAGAUGUCUUUUGGCUGUUCUUGACAAAACUCUUCAAAAUUUUUGUCUCUUCAAGUUUCUGUGACAUGCAAAAGCUCUGUAGAAGUUUCUCUUUUCUGUGACUAGGUCCCGUUUCAAAGGAACUGUAAUUCAAACAGCAGCUGUGUGGCCGAUCUGAAGCUGAACUUCAGUUUUACGAACGACACACUAGUGGUGGAGAAUCAAGCUCAUUUCACCGUCCUCGUAACACUGGCAAACCCAGGCGACGACUCCUACAACACCAGCAUAGUGCUGCAUUACCCAGAAGGCCUCUCGCUCUCUAAAUUUGAGCCCAUUGAGUCGAGCCGGACUCGAAGCAGCUGUGGUGAUGGGGACGGCGGCGCUACGAACAGAACAACCUGCAGAAUCAAUCAACCGGUGUACCGCAGCAACACCACAACUCAGUUUCUGGGAACGUUCCGUGUGACGAUAUGGGAUCGUGACUGGUCUGACCGAAUGGAGAUGAUGAUCAUUGCCGGCAGUGAUAACAAUAGAAACACGACUGAUUCAGCGGUGAGGAGGAGCGUCCCGGUGCAGUUCUCCGUUGAUCUGGCGAUCAGUCUAGAGGCUGAAAACUCUGUGACGUAUCUGAACUUCUCUGUGGAGGACAAAGCUCCAAAACCUCUCGACAUCACCUACAAGGUGGAGAAUCUGCGUGGUAAAGGUCUGCCGGUGUCGGUCACGUUCACACUGCCCUGUCAAACUGCACCUGUGAUUUUAACACAUCACAGCAUCAGCGUACAUGAGGUGCAUCACUCGUCCAUCAGCUCAUACCAUCAAAUCAUCAUGUGUUUGCUGAAUAAACAACUUCUGUUCUUCUCUCCAGAACAAAACGUUGUGUGACUUCAAGCCAGAACAACAGGACGGUCACUGUGGGAAGUUUGAGUGUCGUCAGUUUAAUCUGCAGAAAACUUCAGCAGUUUACUUAACCUGACAGCGCAGGCAGCUCUCCAUAACAUGACGGAAUAUGAGCAUAUAAAUCCCUUCAAAGAGAUCAGGAGUGAUUACGUGUUCAACAUCAGCGCUGAGCUCCACUACAACACAAGCCGCUACAACCAGACUUUAACCGGGCUGAAGGAGGAUCCCCACAGAUCCCAGACGGCAGUGAAGGUGGAGGUUGUCGAUCCUCCCAGUCGAAUGCUGAUUGUCAGCAUUGGUGCAGUGGGCGGAUUCAUCUUGCUCAUUAUCAUAUUCCUCCUCCUGCUGAGGCUCAACCGUCCGUCACAGAAUGGAACUCACAGAAUUGUGGGAUAUCUAAGGCAGCAAAGGAUACAUCUAUGCCGCCUUCAAAAUUCGAUCAGGAAAAGACAAGAAGUGAAACCGAAUUUGCAAUCGGACGAUGCCUUCCUGCCUUGGAAUGCCGCCUCUGAAACUAACUGGUUAAACUAACCAUAGUUUAACCAUGGUACUUUUAGUAAGACUGUGCUUAUACAAAUGGUAACCAA
Labeo rohita (rohu) is the source of this 3829-nucleotide messenger RNA. Its product is annotated as integrin alpha-D. Gene Ontology annotation, molecular function: integrin binding. Gene Ontology annotation, cellular component: integrin complex; external side of plasma membrane. Gene Ontology annotation, biological process: cell-cell adhesion; cell-matrix adhesion; integrin-mediated signaling pathway. The record is from RefSeq and is a predicted model, not a curated record. NCBI's taxonomy places the organism in Eukaryota, Metazoa, Chordata, Actinopteri, Cypriniformes, Cyprinidae.